Helobdella robusta is the source of this 3797-nucleotide messenger RNA. RefSeq lists its product as hypothetical. NCBI's taxonomy places the organism in Eukaryota, Metazoa, Annelida, Clitellata, Rhynchobdellida, Glossiphoniidae. The transcript is spliced from 18 exons. The record is from RefSeq and is a predicted model, not a curated record. The coding region runs from base 32 to 3010 and encodes 992 amino acids.
GAACAACGUGAAAAGCAUCGCUGUCGACUGGAUGAGUGGAUCUGUCUAUUGGACUGACAGUUCUCACAACUGGAUCAUGGUGGCCAGUUCCUCCGCUGCAAACGUGUACAAAAGACUAGUUUACACGAAACUUGAUAAACCCACCGGAAUAGCCGUCCAUCCACAUUUAGGAUUUUUAUAUUGGAGCAGUUCGGGAGCCUUGCCAAAAAUUGAAAGGUCCAAUCUGGAUGGCAGCAAUCGAAUUGUUUUCAUCAGCAAAGAUCUGACCGAACCUCAGGGAGUUACCAUAGAUUACGAUAAUUCUCUUUUGUACUGGGUGGAUGGCUGGACCAGCUUGUUGCAGUGUGCAGAUGCAAGGACGGGGCAGAACAUGCUAUCUUACUUCAUCCAGUCUCCAUACUUUUUCUUCUCUGCGCUCUACGACGCUGCCAUUUACAAAGGCCUUAUCCUCAUAACUGAUCAGUUGCAGUGCAUCAUACUGACCAACCUGACCUCUCGUACUUUUAAGCUGCACCCUAUCAAGAGCUACGUACCGUACGACGUCGUUGUCAUCAGUCCCGACAAUCAGCCGACCUACGACUUCAGCACAUGUGCUUCGCUAAACUGCCCCGACAUAUGUGUGAGUGAUGGCAAUGGAACAUACCACUGCAUCUGCAGGGAGGGGUCCAAGAUGCUUGAAGACAACAACACGUGUGUUGUCUACAGCAGACCGGAUGCGACCAACUUCAUCUACAGCACCGACAGUCAAAUAUGUUUGUAUGACGUGCUACGUUCAGUCGCCAGUCCAGAAUGUGUUAUUUCCCCCGAAUCAUCUUUACCUUCCGCACUUGCUUUCAACUAUUAUUCGUCAAGAUUGUUCGUGUCGGAUGUCGAGAGCGGCUCCACCUACCGAAUGAUCACAGAUUUCGACAACCCUGUAAAUUCACUUGUCGGAACUAAUAAGAAAAAAAUAAGCGGACUUUCGGUGGAUUGGUUGGGUGACAACUUGUACCAAACUGACACGGAGGCAGGGACGAUAUCAGUGAGUAAGUUGGAUGGAAGGUACCCGGUGGUGCUCCUCAAAAAUUUGCUGAGACCCUGGGACAUCGAAGUUAAUCCACUGAGUGGGUUAAUGUAUUGGAGCAGCGAAGGUACGGUGUAUGUGUCAAACAUGGAUGGCACUGUAGUUCAAACUUGUUUCAUGUUAACCGCUGCCAGUCUGAAAGGUCUGUCCAUCGACAUACAAAAUAACGCUUUGUACGUAGCCGACCAAUCUCUGCCAGGAAUUUGGAUGACCUCACUGGACUGCGAUAGCCACAAAAAAGUUAUACAACUGGACAAGAACACCAAAAUCGAUGACGUCAUCAUUAUCAAUGAUGUCCUGAUGUGGGUCAAUGGAACGAAUAUUGUUGGCAUGGCUGAGAGAGUAGCUGACUCAUUCAAUUUCCUUCCCAGUCCUGUAAUUAACGAUAACGUCAACCAAAUUGUUUCAUACGGCUACAAUAUGCAACCGAUGUCAAGUGAUUCUGGCGAUCUGCUAAAUCCCUGUGUGGAUUUUGGUGGCAACAGUUCGUGCGGCCAACUCUGUCUCUUGAGGCCCAACCAAGAAACAACAUGUGCUUGCUCCGCUGGCUUCUCACUCGUUCAUUACACAGAAUGUGUUUCGGAUCUCUUGUCUGACGACUUUUUAUUAUUAGUCGAUCCAAUAUCAAAAGAAGGUUAUCAAAUUCCUCUUGGGAAUGAAUUGCAGGAUGACAAUGACAAGACUUUCUAUUGGCUAGAUGUCGUCCAGUUAGAUUUGCCUUUUUAUAAUGACAUCUCCUCAGGGGCCACCAUCAAAAGCAAAUCCGUUGACGAUAGGCUAAGAGAAGUCAACGUACUGACCAUUAAGAAAAGCAUCAAACCGACAAAGAUCGACUUAAUAAGCGACAUCCACACGCUGAUCUACGACGACGACGACAGCGGACACUUGCAUGGUUACGAUCUGGUCGGCAACCUGGCCUGGAUAUUUGAAGACGUCGAAGGCUUGAAGGGUGGAAUCUACGCGCUCAACUCCCGUACGAUGGACUUCUAUUGGCUCGAUUCAAGAACAUCGUCCAUCAAGAAAGUGCGUCUAUCAGAAUACAAGCGAAAGUUUGAAGAUGAAAUUCCUACAAAUGAUACCGACCCAAAUAACUUGACUGCAACAACUACGUUUGAUUCUACAACGGAGACCACAAGCAAUGUUGAAACACUGAUGCACUGGUCAAAAGAUCCAAUUAAGGGACUGUCUUUGUCAAUCAAUUCAGGGGAGAUGUUAGUGAUCUGGACGUUCAAUCAUAUUUAUAUCUGUAAAGAGUCAGAAGUGGUCUUACACAAAAAAUUUGAAAACACAAAUUUGACCUCAGUGCUUUUUAGUGAUUCAAUCAUUUAUUUCACGACAUGGAAUGAAAACUCAGUGUACAGAUUCGACACGAACAGCAAGAAGUUAGGCAAUCUUUUUGCUGGAGUAUUCAACAGAAUUGUCGAUAUGAGAGGAUUCCAAAAUGAGGAUCAAACUUGGAAUGUUGACCAGAACUCUUCAAAAGCAGGUAAGCAGAGGAACGAUGGACUCAUAGCUGGUCUCGUCGUCGGAUUUUUUCUGGUCUUAGUUUUAUCUGUUUUCGCAUUUUUUAUGUGGAGAAGAAAGAGAAAAACGGAAAUAAUAGAAAGAUACUACAGCACCAUGGUUACUGAGCAAGAGCAACAAAUAGUAAAUGAAAAUGGAACUUCAAAUGAAAAUAUUUUAGAUCGUCAACAUGGGCCUUAUAAUUACAACCAACAAAAAAUUGACAACUCUAGUUAUGGUACACAAACACAUCAGACGAUUGGUGGUCCGAGCUUUGUGGGAGGUAAAGGCGAGCAAGCGGUAAAGGGCGAUCUCGAAGACGUCCGAAUUGUCUACGAUGGUGACUCUAACAAAAAUGGACAAGACCCAAUCGGCAGAUCGGGCGAUGAACAGUCCAGUCGAUUUGCCGAAAUUGAUAUUACAAAAUUGUCCUCCUACGCUUGAUAUUAUACACAGGUACAUUUUAUUCAUCGACAGAUUUUAAUAGAAGCUUUUUUGCGAAAAUAUUUUUUACUAAAGUUUUUUAUAUCGCCAGAAGUUGGCAUGAAACUAACGUGAUAUAUAUAUAUAUUUAUAUUUUUUUCUUUUCACAUAUAUAUUUGAAAAAAAAUUAUUUUUAUGCCAAAAUAAAUUGUCGUUAGACAAUUAAAGACUAACAUAUGGUUUUAACAAUUUACAUUUAUUAAUUAUUAUAUUUUGUUAUUUACAUAACAAUCAAAAAUCUCAAACGACUUAAAGGACUAAUUUUUAUAAAAAAUUGUGUCUCAGAAAUUUUACUGUUUAAUUAAACUUCCUUAACUCAACUCCAAUCCGCAUAAUUUUCUUUUUUUCAAGUUUGUAACUCUAGCUAGAUGAUUGAAAUCGCCCUCGUGACAUUUGAUUUACUUCCCAGUAUAAAGUUCAUUUAAACUGGCAACAAAAUGCCGCAUGUAUGACAAAGUCUUUGUUCACAACAACAAACCUCUAAACUAUGAUACCUGAUGCAUUAAUAUUCAUGGGCUCACGCGAUUGUCUAUGUGAGGCACACACGCAGUACAAUCCAAACAUUCAUGUUGUGUGUAUAAUAUGUGAACAUUACAUAUAUAUGCGAUAUAUAUAUGUAAAUAUAUAUAUUUAUUCAUUUAUUCAAUUAGUUUAUUUAUUCUUUUGUUUGAUUGUUGUACGCUCGAAAGACAAUAUUACCCAACGUCCAAUUUUGAAGCGUGAAAAACAAAAAUAAUUUUAAUAAAAA